UUGACAAAAGCUAUUCUUCCUUGGUCUUGUGGGUAAUUCGAGUACGCUGUAUUCUGGCCAGCGGGUUAUACAAACAUAAAUAAAAUGGCCGCUCAGAGUUCACACGUGUGCGACUUUGAAGGAUGCGGAAAAACGUUUGGUAAGGAGAUCCGACUGGUUGAACACAAGCGGAUGCAUACGGGGGAGAGACCAUGUGUAUGCCCCCAUGAAGGAUGUGACAAAUCAUUUGUGAGAUCUGUGCAUUUAAAAAGGCACUUGUUAUCACAUGAUGGAGAAAAAUUAUUCAAAUGCAGCCAAUGUGAUAUGUUGUUUAUAACAAAACACAAUUCCAAGCGCCAUGAACAGCGGGCUCAUAAUGGGCCCUUUAAGUGCAAUGUUGAUGGUUGUGAUGAACAAUUUACAAAGUGUAACCAACUGAAAAUUCAUCAGCUGGUUCAUACUUGUGAAAAGCCCUUUAAGUGUAAGGAGCGAGGUUGUUUGGCAUGUUUUAAUGCUCCAGGGAAACUGAGACGGCACCAAAAACGACAUGAUGAAGGCUCAGUGCCCUUCUUUCCAAGGUACAGGGAUGAUGCUUUUGCCCAUGACUGGCUGCGGAAACAUGUUUGUUCUCACAAAUGCAUUCUUUUCUGUGAGGGAUAAAGUAUGCAAAUGUCUCUAGUAGGACAAUUGUUUGGGUUUAAGGCCUUUGUGGCUUCACAGAGACUUGUACAUAGUUUCCUUUGUUGCUCUAGGAAAGCUUUCUCUGAGUGCCUUUCAACAGAAUGUGUCAAUCAGUACAAAGCUUCAACAUCAUACCCCCCUCCCUGGGUAACCCCACUGGGUGUUUGAACUUCUGAAGAUUGGUUUGUUCAAAUUCCCAUAUUCCUCGUCAAAAAAAAAAAAAAAGACAUUUUAUUCCAUUGGAAGGACUUUACAAUUCUGGUUCAAAUUCCCUGCCUCACCCGGGUAACAUUCAAAUACCCCACCCUUGAGAAUGCCUUUUUUUUCAAAUGUCUACUUCUUGGGCACAGACUAUAGUCAAGUGCCUGAGGGAGGCUGGGGGGGGGAGAGGUAUGUUGAAGCAUUGAAUUGAUUGGCACAACAAAAUCAAGAAAAAAAUAAAAUUUUAACCUCCAACCAAUACCAGUGAUUUUUACCAUUAUGUGGAAAGCUCAUUAAAGUGCUGCAAUAGUUGUGAGGAAUAACACUCUAUUCUACUUCCAGGUUUAAUUUUAUUGUGUGCUGCAAUUUGCACAUUUCUAAUAUAUUUUGCAAGUUAAAGAGUCACUAUUGAUAUCACUAAAAUGUUAUAUCAUGAAUUGGGUUCAUUUGAGUUCAACAAAACUAAGGGCAUUGUAAUUCCCAGAGACACCUGCCAUUAUAAAUCAUGGUCAUUCUGAAAAUUUUUAUGCUUCAUUUAAAUUACUUCCCAUGGAAAUUUUGACUUGUACUAUGUACAUUUUACUGAAUUUCUUCACAUGUCAAGUACCCUGUGAGACAUUUGUUCCCUAUAAGCUAUUUUAGAAGCCUGCAGAGGAGGCAUAAUUUUGGCAAGCAAUUGAGUGCUAAGUAUUUUCUUGGUGUACUUUAUAGCUGCCAUCUUUUGAUUUUUAUGGCAGAAGAAGGCUGGGGAGAGAAAGAAAUUUGUAUCGAGGGGGUGAAUGAUGGUCAAAGUGAAAGAAAGGGGAAGGGGAGGGGCUUUUACCCAACCCUCUCCCCCAUGGUCUACUCGAACUCUAAAGCAAACAUGGCUGGUUGAAGAAAUUAUUCCAAGCUCAUAACAAUAACUAGCCUGAAUAAGACAGUAUAAUAAGAUGCCAGGUUGUGUUUGACAUCUCGUCAAAGAUUUGUACAUUUGAUUAUAGUUACAAACUAAGUACAACAUUAUUAUUGAAUCAUUGUCUUGCAGGGUACUAUCAAGGCUCUGUUCUAAGAGCUUCAUGUAAUUCAUGCAUUAUGGUGUCAGCUAAGAUAUGCCAGUUUUAAGUUACACUCACAGUUUUGUUUGCUCUGAUACUGAAUGAGGUAUCUGAUAUUUUAUGUUUUCUGCCAAUCAGUCUACAAAUAACUACAAUUAUAAAUAUAAUUAUAGUUUUAUGUAUUAACUGUACAGCUGUGUUGUGAUUUAUUUUUUUCCUAACAUUAAAAUACCUCUGAUUGUGAUCAUUUUGGCCAAACAAUGUAAAAACCAGCAUGAAGAUUUUAAAAUAUGGCAUUAAGUAGACAAAUAUGUCUUCAAAAAGUACAUUGGUGACAGUUAUUCUUACUUAUUAUAAUGUGUACUAUAAAAUUUCAAAUAUUUUGUUAUCACCAACAAGUUAAGUUCACUAGAAAUAAAAUGUGAAAGAAGUAA
Messenger RNA from Pocillopora damicornis (cauliflower coral), 2332 nucleotides. Its product is annotated as transcription factor IIIA. NCBI's taxonomy places the organism in Eukaryota, Metazoa, Cnidaria, Anthozoa, Scleractinia, Pocilloporidae. The record is from RefSeq and is a predicted model, not a curated record. Gene Ontology annotation, biological process: regulation of transcription by RNA polymerase II. Gene Ontology annotation, molecular function: RNA polymerase II cis-regulatory region sequence-specific DNA binding; DNA-binding transcription factor activity, RNA polymerase II-specific.